Crotalus tigris (Tiger rattlesnake) is the source of this 4326-nucleotide messenger RNA. RefSeq names its product S-phase kinase associated protein 2 (gene SKP2). NCBI's taxonomy places the organism in Eukaryota, Metazoa, Chordata, Lepidosauria, Squamata, Viperidae. Bases 811 to 2058 code for a protein of 415 amino acids. The record is from RefSeq and is a predicted model, not a curated record. Gene Ontology annotation, molecular function: protein binding. The transcript is spliced from 10 exons.
GACUACAGUAUCCAAGAGGCAUUGCGAAAGCCAAGCUUCCUUUGUUUACCUAACCGAUUCAAGGUAGUGAAUAAGUUAGGCACGGGUCUCUGUGGAAGGAAUCAAACGAUGCUGUGGCAAAGGGUCGACACCGACUCGAUGGUGCCUAGUCAAUCAAUCAGAGAACGUACAUUGUGACUCCAUUAACACUUUUGUAAUUACUAAUCUCUGAUUUAUGAAGGUUGCAAUCUUAUACCCAUGUGGGAUCGUUCUGGUUUACGAUUCAGUGGACAAACGUAACAUUGCAGUGUUAAGGUUUGAUUUAAACCGGCGUUUUUCAAACUUGGCGACAUCCUAAAGUUUAAAUUGGUUUAAAUACUUUACAUGAAAUGCUGUACUAAUUGCUGAAUUUUAUUUGCAAUUAAUAGUAAAUGUUUUAGAGAUGCUACAUUUUAUAAAAGUUACAAAUUUAUUACCGAUACAUUUCUCCCAAAUCGCACUUUCCCGGAAUUGGAAAAGAGUAGAAGGAAACAAUUAUUCUUAAUAAUAUAUAUGGACGUUUCUUCGGUAAUCGAAGAAGGCGUUGCCGCGGAAUACUGUACUGUGCAUGAGAAAUGUUUCCACUGCAAAGUACUACAACUCCCGAGAGCCACUGCGAGGUCUAGAAGAACGUUAGCCCGGGCGGAUCGAGCGCGCGAGGUUCUUUUGCUGGAUUUCCGGAGCUGCGGCAAAUUUAACUAGAUCAACAAAACUAAGCAAGGCAAGGCGCGGGAAAGUAAAAGCCGAGGGAUCGGAGAUCCCCAUUCUUCAUGCAUCACACUUUUGAGCAUCAUGCACAGGAGAUAUCUUCAGGAAAUUCCAGAUUUGGGGAGCAACAUCACUACAAGUAUCCCAUGGAGCUGGCAUCCCAACAAAACUUCAGAUCUCCUCUCAGACACUCUGGGAGUGUCUGCUCUUAAACUGGACAGUGAGAACACCCCCCAGGAUCUAUUGAUGUGUGUGGGUCCACCCACCAAACGGCAGAAAGUGAGGGAAACCAAAUUUGUGAUUAUCCACCAGCCUAGACUGCUUCAUGAAACAGUAGCAGGUGUUUCUUGGGAUACUUUGCCAGAUGAACUGCUGUUGGGAAUCUUUUCCUAUCUAAACUUGACUGAUUUGCUGAAAGUUUCCCAGGUUUGUCAGAGAUGGCAUCGCCUUUCGUUAGAUGAAUCGCUCUGGCAAACUCUUGAUCUUGCAGGUAAAAAUCUUUUGCCAGGAGUGAUUGGCCAAUUGUUGCCCUUGGGAGUGAUUGCCUUCCGCUGUCCAAGGUCCUGUAUUGGGACCCCUUUGUUUAAAACAAGCAGGGCUCUGUGUGUGCAACAUCUGGAUUUAUCAAAUUGUACAAUAAAGGUUAUAGAUCUUGAGAGUAUCCUUGGUAGAUGCCAGAAUCUGCAGAAUCUCAGCUUAGAAGGUCUCAUACUUUCUUCUGAUAUAGUUAGAAGUAUAGCUCAAAACCCCAACUUGGUCCGGCUAAACUUAUCUGGAUGUUCUGGAUUCUCUGCAGAUACCGUGGAAAUGUUGUUGAAAAGCUGUCCAAGGUUAGAAGAAUUGAAUUUAGGCUGGUGUGACUUCACAACUGAGCAUUUGAAGAUCAUAGUCAGUCAUGCUCCUCCAAAGCUAUUGCAGCUGAACCUUAGUGGAUACAGGCAGAAUCUCCUGAUGCCAGAUGUUAAAACAUUACUAGAGAGAUGCCCUGGUCUAAUACAUUUAGAUUUAAGUGACAGUGUUAUGUUGAAGCCUGAAUGCUUUGUGUACCUCCAGCAACUCACACGCCUUGAGCACUUAGGUUUUAGUCGAUGCUAUCAAAUACCUCCUGCUGCUUUACUUGAACUUGGUGAAAUUGCUACGCUCAAAACGCUGCAGGUUUUUGGAAUAGUGACUGCCAAUUCCCUACAGCUCUUAAAGGCGACGCUUCCUCAUAUAAAGUUCAAUACCUCCUACUUUACACCUAUUGCAAGACCCACCACUGGCUGCAAGAAGAACCAAGAGAUCUGGGGGAUUCAAUGCAGACUGAACUUGAGAAAUCCAGCUGGGGUUUGAAAGAACUUGAAAGACUCUGACUUCUACCAACAGCAACGUUGAGUUCCUCAAGUCUUCACUGUGGAAUUCUUGCAUUCCGUUGUAACCUCACAAUUUGCAGUUAUUGACCGAGUUUUAUCAGUUUAUGACCAAAUGCUAUCAAGUAUUUUACGAUUUGUAUUUUUUUAUGUUUUAUGUUCCACUACUUUUACUGAGGCCAGUCCAAGAAAUGUUAAUCAUGCACAAAUAGUUGCCAUAUGCAAUAUGUACACUCUCCUUGUGGAAUUUUUUUUUUUAAAAAAGUAGCUCUAGUUAAUAAAACUUGUCCAAAUGUUCAUAUUCUCUGUUUUAUCCAUGACAAUUAUUGUUGUAGGGUGUAGGGUGUAUUUGGGCUGAUAUACUUAAGAUUCUGACUUUUAUCUCAUAGCUCCUGGAAACAACAUCAUAGUUUAAUUCUGUUUAGAUCAAGCCCUGAAAUAUUUUGUUGUCACAUAUCUCAAUACUAACUGAGUAUAACCAACACAGCUGCAUGUUGCUAACUGGUAUACAGGUAUUCCUUACAAUGGCAUUUGGGACUGGAAUUCCCUUACUAAGUGAUGUUAUUGUAAACCACAAUGUCACGCGACUGCAUUGCUUAGCAACAGCAACUCCUGCACAUCCUAUUCCCCCCGUUAAGCGAGGAUUGUGGUUUGUUAAGUGAGCACCUUGUGCAACUUCCUGCCAGCUUCCCACAACAAAGUCAGUGGGCUAGUUGGCAGGAAGUGGUAAGUGCCAGGGGGUUCACAAGCAGACUGACUGGCAGGGUAAGUGGCUGCUGCUGGGUGGGACAUAGGGCACGGCACAAGCACAGUUAGCCAGCAAAGCAUGGUUCAAGUGCAGAGGGGCUGGGGGAAAAUCCACAGAUGGGCAUACUUGCUGGACUAACUUGCGAAAACCCCUGCUGGCUUCCCACAAGUAAAUUCAAUGGGGAAGCCAGCAGGGAAAGUGCAAAUUGCAAUCACGUUACUGCUGGACACAACAAGUUGGUUGCCAACUACCUAGAUCACAAUCACCUGACAGCAGGAGGACUAGGAUGGCUGGUCAUAACCACCAUUUGUUCAACACCAUUUUAAGUUUGGACGAUGAAGAAGUCAUUAAUAGAGGACUACCUGUACUUCAUACAGAAAUGCAAAUAAAAAAUAAAGGCAGAAUACAAAUAAAUACAUCUUAAUAAAGCUUUCCCUUUUUCCUGGUUGCACUGCAACAUUCAUAUAAUCUGAAUAAAUUUGUUUAGAUAUAGUAUGAAAUCCUGCUAUUUUGACCAUCUUGACAAAACAUUAAAAAUAACUAUUAUAAACAAAACUGUUAAAAUGUGUUUUUCAAAGUCUCCAUAUUUCCCUGCACUCUUGAUUUUUUUUGUUGAGAAGGUAGCAAGAUAAAAGCAUCUAGUUAAAUAUAACUAAAGUGCCCUUAAAAGGAAAAAAAAAAAAAAAAAAGGAAAAUCCAAGGAGCAAAAAAUAAUUGCAACUUGAUUUUUUUUUUCAUAAAAUAGGAUAUUAAUUUUGCUACAUGAAAGAUUCAAAGGGGAAAUAUAAUUGCAUUAGUUCUAAAUGCACUAUAAUAUCUGAGAAAUUACGACGUAUCCUUUUUCCUACUUCUCUUGUGGCCCUAAUAAUACAAUAUUUAAGAAGAAAAUUAAGUCCUAUUAUCUGACUCUGUAAACUGCUUACAGAGAGCUGUAAACAGUGCUUUUUUUCUUUUUUUUUAAAAAAAAGGUGCCGGAACUCACACAUGUCAAACAACCCACCUUGCCUACCCUACAAGGUUCCAUCCAAAAAAGGUGCCGGAACUCCAUUCUGGGCGUUCUAUGAGAAAAAAAGCCCUGGCUGUAAAGCACUGUGAAGUGGCAUAUAAGGCUAAAUGCUAUUGCUAUAAGAUUUUAUAAAGAUAUGCACAUAUUAUUUAACAUUCUAAAAUGUAUUUUCUGUUAUGACACAUGUUAAUGACAUACAACACAGUUAAAAAAGCAAGAAAAAUACAUUUAUUAAUUUACUAAUCACAGCAUACAUUAUUUUAAAUAAAACAAUUUUGGGAAAAGGCAUAGUUGUAUUGAGUUUAAUUUGUGGACAUACAAUAUUUUGACAUAGCAAUAUUUGCUUUUUUAGAAAUUUUGGUUUAAAGGCAUGUUCUUAAGAUAGAAUAAUUGUUUUAAAGACUCUUGUUUUCAGCCUAUUCUCAUUUCUGUUAUCAUAACCAGAAAAUCUAUAGUUUGUCACUCAAUUAUUUCUUAGAUGCUCAUUUUAAAAAAAA